AUGACUCUCAGUCAUAACUUGACGCCAAAGAUAAAGGUUGCAGGAGGUUUUGACUUGAUAGAUACUUUUCAGGAUAUGUUUGGGGCUGGAGGUGACACAUCAUCAAGCACCAUAGAUAGGGCAAUGGCAGAAAUGACAAGGGAUCCAAGAAUAAUGAAUAAAACACAAGAUGAGGUGAGAGAGGUUUUCAAAAUUAAAGGAAGGGUUGGUGAAAAUUACAUCGACAAAUUAAAUUAUUUGAAAUCAGUUGUCAAAGAAACCCUGAGUUUACACCCUCUAGUACCACUUUUUCUACCAAGAGAAAAUGGUCAAGCAUGUGAGAUAAAAGGCUUUCACAUACUGAUUAAGACUAAGGUGAUAAUCAAUGCUUGGGCUAUUGCAAGAGAUCCAAACGAUUGGACUGAACCAGAGAGGUUUUAUCCUGAGAGAUUCAUUGACAGCAAUAUUGACUAUAAAGGGAGUAAUUUUGAGUACAUUCCUUUUGGUUCUGGAAGAAGAAUAUGCCCAGGGAGCACAUUUGGUUUGAGAAAUAUUGACCUUACGCUUGUAGUGUUGUUAUAUCAUUUUGACUAG
Molecule: messenger RNA, 573 nt
Organism: Vicia villosa (hairy vetch)
Lineage: Eukaryota; Viridiplantae; Streptophyta; Magnoliopsida; Fabales; Fabaceae
Product: cytochrome P450 71D9-like
Exons: 1
Coding region: 1-573 (190 amino acids)
Molecular function (GO): heme binding; monooxygenase activity; iron ion binding
Source: RefSeq, a predicted model, not a curated record